Messenger RNA from Marchantia polymorpha subsp. ruderalis, 3826 nucleotides. Lineage: Eukaryota; Viridiplantae; Streptophyta; Marchantiopsida; Marchantiales; Marchantiaceae. The record is from the annotation of a GenBank genome assembly.
CGGCAUUCAAGCGCCACACUCCAGUCGACAAAUGGCCGCAAUAAUAUCUCGAGCAUGUCGAAUUUUCGGCCGAAAUCCACUCUGGUCUAGAAUUGGGCACGGAAUCUCCGAAAGGUCGAACAAGUUACAGUCUAAGAAAACUGCCUAAGAAAGGUCGAAGCGUAGACCUCAACUACAGGUCUGUCGGUUCACACGAAAUGGUCGGAAAGUUUGAAUUUCCUCGGUAGCAUGUCUCGAACACAACCAAUCAGAAGAAAUCUCCCGAGCAUCGAUGCAGGACCGACGAGGCAGUCUGGUGUAAAGAACAUGUCCAUCAAAAUAUUUCCGAGACAGGACGACAUUCUCGGUACGAGAGGAACACGCGCCGUGGCUCCGACGACAUUCUUUCUGAUGUUGCAGUUGAAGAAUUCAAUUUGAGGAUUUUGGCUUGAGCUGGAGCCUGUCGCUUGAGCUGCUGCUUUGCCGUCCGAAACGUGAGGUGGUGAGGUGGUUGUUCCCGUUAGGACGAGGAGAGGAGCAUUCGUCUGGAGCUUUAAAGAGGCAGAGGCCGACGGAGAUUGUCCUGCGAAGUUCGAGCUCCGGAUGUCUGGUGGGCGCCGGGAGCAGACGCGUGGCGAGGAGGGAAUUUGAUUUCUCGACACGUGAGAGGGAAGGGAGCUCGCAGCAGCUCGAGCAGCCUUGACCAGUAUGGGCGAGCCCGUCGGAGACGCUGCCAAUCGAGAUGACGCAGACGCGCUCGGCGGCGAACGGGAAAUGCUGGAGCCUAUUUGGUCGGAGCUAGAUUUCAUCAGCAACGGCGAUCUGAAGGACAUUUUCGUCUCGUCGGACAUCGGGCUGGGGAAAGUGGACACCGGCCUGGCGAAGAGGGUGGAGGACGGCAGUAAUGUUGCGGAGGGACUAGGGCGAGAGAAAAUCGGUGCGGAUUUCUGGAAGCUUAAAGAAGAGAAGGAUCAACAUUCCGAACAUCAAUCAGAGAUGGACGCGCUUCUGAAAGAGAAGCAAGAAGUCUCGGACCUGCUGACGAACCAAGGAGUUCUGUCGCGGGAAGCAGAAACGCUGCGCGUGAAAGAAGAGCCCGCUAUUUUUCAAGAAGGGGAGCCUCUGAUUCUAAGACAAGGAUUAUCGAAUGGGAAAGAAGGCACAAACCAGGAUGGAAUUGGUUCCCGAAAUUCGAGACUGAAUGGAGGUGGAGGAGGAGUAACUAGGCAGGAAGAAAUGACGGCUAUGGGUAGUGAUCUCUCUCUCGAGGACGUCAAAAUGCGUGAGGCCAAACAGGUUGCUCACCCAAUAUCUGUAGAUGUUGAGACGGGCCGCAUAAACAACGGUAUUUCAGAGGAACCUGUUGCAGGUGUGGGGAAUUUGGAUUCCUCACGUCAGGUUGCUCCAGAGACAGGGCCGGAAGCUGCGUCGAUAGACGUGGAAUUUCCCAAGAUUGUGUAUGGAGUUCAUCAUAGCGAGCUCGGUGGAAUGUUGAAGGACGGAUGUUUGUCUUCUGAAGGUUUGGCGAACAUGGGAAUGGUUAUUACCGAUGAUAGUAGCGAAGAGGAAAGUGAAUCGUCCGAGGAAGAGGAGGAAGAAGAGGAGUCUGAAUCCGAAGAUUCUUCCGACGAAUCAUCUUCUUCUACUUCAGAUUCAGAAGACAUGAAGAUAAUCAAGGAGAAAAUUCGCAAAAGCACUGAGGAAGUGAAAGAAGAUUCCGAGCCACCUCGCACUAAACAUGAACUUGCAGUCUUGCCUCCGGUGCCAAAGGUUGAGGCCGUUCUUGAACCUCAGCACAAGUGUGUCCGCAUCGGCCUCGUUUCCUCGGUAGUAGACUUGAAUAUUGUUGUGGAGGGCGACGAUGACAGCAGGGUGCUGAGCGACGGUUCCAUCUUGUGGCUGAGCGAAAGCAGGGUACCUCUGGGCAUUGUAGAUGAAGUCUUCGGCCCCGUAAAGAAGCCUUAUUAUCUUGUGCGUUUCAACGAGGUUUCCGAAAUACAUGAGUCCGCUAAGGUUGGAGCCGAGGUCUCUUGUGUUGCUGAGUUUGCGGAAUUUGUUCUCAAGGACAAUCCCAGCUUGUACAAGAAAGCUAUCGAUGCUUCGGGUCUCGACGAUGAGGAGCUGUCGGACGCAGAGAUUGAGUUUUCAGAUGAUGAGAAAGAAAUGGCAGCAAAACAGAGAGAUAGGGGAAAGAGAGGUCAUGAAGGCAAGGAGGCUGCAGGCGGGCAUGGGUGGGACACAUCUGACCCUCAACCCCCCGAAGCUAAGGGAAGAUGGCAGAGAAAGGAUAGGGGGAGAGGACGUGGUAAUAGCCGAGGUCCUCGCAUGGCCGAAGGAGUUGACUCUGCAGCGACGUCGGUGGCGGACAUGGACAUACACGGGUCAGGAUACCACGCAGCAGGUUCGGGAAAUAUGAUCCACGGAGGAAGGGGAAGAUCGAGACCAGCUGCAGGAAGAGCGAAGUUUCAGAGUAACUCACGUCCAUCCAACUCUGGAGGCUGGGAUGGGCAUGAUUUGGGAUCAACCUACUCGAGACUUCACGACGGUCUAAGUCGGGGGGAUUGGGUUACCUCCCCAACAAGAAUAAGUUCACAAACAGGUCCAAGUGCUAGUGGUUCCCAUCAUCAGGCACCGUUGAUGAGAAGGGAAGAACUGAGGGAUGGCCCCUGGUACUCCGAACAAGCGGACAUAGUAGAUAGACAACCGCAUCAAGCGAUUCCGAUGCAAGGACACUCUUCCUUCGGCGUUGCACCUAUCCACAGACACUUGCAAGUGCCUGGAGCUGAACCAAUACAACAAGUAGCUAGCGGUUUCUCAGCCUUCAAUUACUCUCCUGUCCCCGGUCCCCAGAUAGCUACUGAUGGCCGAGGAAACUUUUUCCACAUUACAGGGCCUGUGAACAUGCCACCCGAUGUUGGCAAUGUUGGCCGGAGUAAUGUCCAGGGAAUGGGAAUGAACUUAGGACCAACUGUGGUAAGUGUCUUACCUCAAGCUAGCCCGAACUCCUUCUCAAUGUACAACAAUCAGCUACAAGGAACCCUGACUGGAAGACAAGGAGGAUAUGAUCCUGUAUAUCAAGCAGACGUAAGCUACAGAGGGCAGCACGGCGGGUUCGUAAGUCCUGCUUCAGGUUACAGUAGCAGAGUACCAGCCCCUGACUUUAGGUUUCAAGCUAUGUCGCCUAAUAGUCAAAAUGCUGGGCCAAGUGCUCCAGGUGGUCUUCAAGGGCCCGGUUACGAUCAUGGACCACCCCAUCAUGGGCAUAGAAACAGGUACCAAGGUUCAAGGGGUCGUUAAAUUACACCAUGAGCGUUAUUUGCAUCUUGGUCAAAUUUUGGGUGUGUGUAUGUCACCCUCGUGAAGCUCUCAACCUGUUGUCAUGAGGACCUUGUUUCUCUAUCUCAAAAGAUGAGCUGCGAGAUCAAGUGAUUCUAUCAAGAGCAGGAGGUAAUCAUUCCGACUCCAGACCACUCACGUGAAUGCCUUUGCCCUCAAGUUCGGCACAUCUGCAAUCACGUGGACAGGUUCUUAUCGUCGUGAGAGUUGAGUUGACUACAGAGGGAGUUGAUUCCGCUCACGCUGCCCAGAGGUGGUGUGGCGGAAGACCUGCAGUAGCUUAGUCCUCGGAUAUAGUCUCCGAAGUUCGUCCCCAUCUUUUCCUCGACAAAGUGACCCUGUGUAUCGUAUAAUCAUGAGUUCAGUGGUCAUGUAUGCAUUCGCAUCGAUCCAGUGUUCGCCCUGCCCAUCACGGCAACGCCCUGCGAGUGAGUUUUUCACAGGGAGUUUUUAUUAAAGGGCAGAGAUCUUAUAUAUCGUUGCAACUCUUAUUGUUACAAAUCGAGCAUAA